This is a messenger RNA of Bufo gargarizans (Asiatic toad), 3366 nucleotides long. It is a transcript of the gene DGCR8, whose product is annotated as DGCR8 microprocessor complex subunit. Gene Ontology annotation, cellular component: microprocessor complex. The record is from RefSeq and is a predicted model, not a curated record. Gene Ontology annotation, molecular function: double-stranded RNA binding; heme binding; primary miRNA binding. The transcript has 14 exons. Gene Ontology annotation, biological process: primary miRNA processing. The coding region runs from base 273 to 2675 and encodes 800 amino acids. NCBI's taxonomy places the organism in Eukaryota, Metazoa, Chordata, Amphibia, Anura, Bufonidae.
CGAUGCGGUUGUCUGGAGCCGGCUGGUCUAUGCAAGAUGGCGACGUGUUUCUUUCAGGGAUGGUGAUAGAGAACCGAAUGCCUCGUUCGUGAGGUAAAACAAAGCUUCAAGGCCAACAAUGUCUGCUCAGUGAUAACGCUUCUUAAGCUGAAUACAUUGUGAUUUCCAGUAAUAGAGACAGUAUUUCUGAAGGCUGUCUACAUUAAUGAAAAGAACAAUGUAGUCAGCUUAACUGAAUCUUCUGUGAGGCUGCGAUAUGCUCUAUCCACUGUAUGGGACAUUCUCCAAUAAGGGCUAAGAAUAGAAAUUUUACUAUUUUGUGUACUUUUUUUAGUUGUACUGAUUUAGUAUUGAAUAUGGAGCCGUGUGAGUAUGUAGCCCCUCUCCCUGAUGAACCUGGAAGCAAAGAAAUGGAGUUCACACCUGCUUGUCCCCCACCACUGCCGCCAAAUGAAGAGCCUCCACCACCUCCCCUGCAAACGUCCAGUGACGCAGAGGUAAUGGACGUUGGCUCUGGUGGUGAUGGACAGUCACAAACCCCAGCUGGGGACCAGCAGCUAAACUACGGAGCACAGCUACUCACAAAAGGGUCGUCUUCUUACAAGAGUCAUCCGACAGUGGUAGAGCAAAUACAGAGUGACCAAAGCCCCAGAACAGCUCGCCACGCACCAGCAGUUAAGAAGUUUACUCCUGAUCUUAAAUUGCUUAAAGAUGUUAAAAUCAGUGUAAGUUUUACAGAGAGUUGUAGGAGCAAAGAUAGAAAGGUUCUGUACACUGGAGCAGAGGCAGACGGUGAGGCAGCCAUAGAUAGCAAUAACACUGUCAAUGGAGAGUUGCAUGUUUGUCCUUUUGCUGGUAGUAGCAAUGAUAAAAUUGUCAAUAAUCAUGAAAUUGCAAAUAUAAGAAAUGAGGAGGCGGAAGCUGAUCAGGAAAAGAAAGUGGAAUACGCUGUUCUCGAUGAUUUGGAGGAUUUCACUGAGAACGUGAUGGAUGUAGAUGAGGACGGAGCUGAGUUUGCAGAGUUUAUUACGGAAUCCAUUCUUCAGAGUGAUAAGAUUGAUGAAUCCCUGAUCUACAACUAUGAGGAUGAUUUUGAUAACGAUGUGGAUGCACUUCUGGAGGAGGGCCUACAUACUCCAAAGAAGAGGAGACUGGAAGAAAAGUUUGAUGAAGAAAGUGACCACCAUUCAGAUGGCGAGACCAGUGUUCAACCAAUGAUAACCAAAAUUAAAACUGUUUUGAAAAGUCGUGGCCGUCCUCCUACUGAGCCCUUACCCGAUGGAUGGAUCAUGACAUUCCAUAACUCUGGCAUUCCUGUCUAUUUACAUAGAGAAACAAGAGUAGUCACAUGGUCCAGACCUUACUUUUUGGGAACCGGAAGCAUAAGGAAACAUGAUCCUCCCGUCAGUAGUAUUCCUUGCUUACACUACAAGAAAAUGAAGGAUAAUGAAGAGAAGGAAAAGAAUAGUGAGACUUCUCCAGCUAGUCUUCCGUCAGAGGCUCCGUGUGAAAAAAACUUGGAGCACCAUUCUGUUGAGGCAGAUUCCACUGUUGAUGUUAAUUUGACUCCUGAUGAUAAAGAGACAACAGUGGAAGUCGCUCAGGGGGUGCUGGGCCAAGUUAAAGCUAAAGUAGAAGUUUGUAAAGAUGAAUCCAUUGACCUGGAAGAUUUCCGCAGCUAUUUGGAAAAAAGAUUUGAUUUUGAGCAGGUUACAGUCAAAAAGUUCAGGACAUGGGCAGAAAGAAGACAAUUCAAUCGUGAAGUGAAACGCAAGCAAGCAGGAUCUGAACGACCAAUUUUACCUGCCAAUCAGAAACUUAUAACCUUAUCUGUUCAGGAUGCACCAACAAAGAAAGAGUUUGUUAUUAAUCCAAAUGGAAAGUCUGAAGUUUGCAUCCUCCAUGAAUAUAUGCAGAGAGUCCUAAAAGUUCGUCCUGUUUACAACUUUUUUGAAUGUGAGAACCCAAGUGAACCUUUUGGAGCAUCUGUGAUUAUUGAUGGAGUGACCUAUGGUACUGGAACUGCAAGCAGCAAAAAACUGGCAAAAAAUAAAGCUGCCCGAUCUACACUGGAAAUCCUCAUUCCGGACUUCAUAAAACAGACCUCCGAUGAAAAGCCCAAAGACAGCGACGAGCUGGAGUAUUUUAACCAUAUCAGUAUUGAAGAUUCCCGAGUGUAUGAGCUCACCAACAAAGCUGGACUGCUCUCACCAUAUCAAAUUCUUCACGAGUGCCUUAAGAGAAACCAUGGAAUGGGGGACACAUCAAUCAAGUUUGAAGUCAUUCCUGGAAAGAACCAGAAGAGUGAAUAUGUGAUGACUUGUGGAAAACACACUGUGAGAGGCUGGUGUAAAAAUAAAAGGGUUGGAAAGCAGCUGGCAUCACAAAAAAUUCUUCAGCUUCUUCAUCCCCAUGUGAAAAACUGGGGCUCCCUUCUACGUAUGUAUGGAAGGGAGAGUACUAAAAUGGUCAAGCAGGAAACCUCAGAUAAAAGUGUGAUAGAACUUCAUCAGUAUGCCAAAAAAAACAAGCCAAAUCUUCAUAUUCUAAACAAGCUGCAGGAAGAAAUGCAAAAGCUGGCACAAGAAAGGGAAGAGACACGGAAAAAGCCUAAGAUGACGAUUGUUGAAUCUGCACAGCCUGGCAAUGAGCCCCUCUGUACAGUGGAUGUUUGAUCUGUGCACCAAAGGGAGCAAUAAGAAACCAUGAGAGCUUACUUCGACAAACUUUUCAUCUGGUGUAGAAGGUGAUUCAUAAACAGGGCUGCUUCCUUAUGCAUUGUCCAUUUUUUCCAAUCAUUGUCCAAUCAGCUGGAGAUAAAUAGACCUAUUACCCCCUUGUAUGAAGCUUGCUGUUAGUCAGAGAAAACAUUAAAUUUGGGACACCAAGCAUUUUCACUCCAAGGGUCAUGCCCAUCUGUCUGUAGAAAAGACGACGAUGUAUAGUUUCCAGUUUAUGAAAUGCGAAGCUAAAAUACUGAUUUCAUUGAAUGCACUGAAUAGUUAAUCCACGAGACUCUUACAGAACCUGGUAUGCCCAGUGUUUUGCAGUGAUGUUUUGCCUACUGAUCUCCGGCUAGCUUACCAUGCUGAUUUAUAAUCCAGGCUUCAAAAUAUAAGGUCUAAACAUUUCAAAUCAAGAUGUGUGGGAAAGCUUUACUCUGUGGUAGCCACUGCAAUAUGAUCCAUUGUGGUUAUUGGCUUAUGGGCACAGACCAUGUGAAAACACAAUAACCUAGACUGUAGCAUUAAAGGGGUUGUCAAAGUUAUGAAAAAUAAAUAUAUAGCACUGUAAAUCUGAUGGGCGGCAAUAUAUAACUAAGCUAAGUAAGUUUUAGGUAAAAAAAAAAAUCAAUAUUUCCUAAUU